GCCGGGAUUUUCAGGGUAAAUAGAGACUUCAGGGAGGGGAACCAUUUGUUAACGUGCCAGCUUUUGAAUAGAGCCUCUUGUAUCGUCAUGUCUUCAGAAAACAUAUUGGAUGAUGAGGAUACAUUCAAGAUCCUGAUUUCCACCGAUAUUCACCUCGGUUACCUUGAGAAAGACGCGAUUCGCGGCAGCGACUCCUUCCACACGCUGAAAGAAAUCCUGGAAUGUGCCAAGGAGAAUCAGGUAGAUCUCAUCCUGCUGGGCGGGGAUUUGUUUCACGAGAACAAGCCGUCAAGACGAUGCCUCCACAGCUGCAUCACUAUGCUGAGGGAAUACUGCAUGGGAGACUCGCCUGUGACCUUCAACAUCCUCAGUGACCAGACUAUUAACUUCAACACAACACAGUUCCCCUGGGUGAACUAUCAGGAUGAAAACUUGAACAUUUCUAUCCCUGUCUUCAGUAUUCAUGGCAACCACGAUGAUCCAACUGGGGCGGAAGGUUUGUGUGCCCUGGACCUGCUGAGUGCUUCUGGUCUCGUCAAUCACUUUGGUCACUCUCACUCUGUGGAGAGGAUAGAGAUUAGUCCAAUCCUCUUGCAGAAAGGCAGCACCAAGCUGGCCCUGUAUGGUCUUGGUUCGAUCCCGGAUGAGCGCCUGUACAGGAUGUUUGUCAACAAGCAGGUUACCAUGCUUCGACCCAAAGAGGAUCAAGACAAUUGGUUUAACCUCUUUGCAAUUCACCAGAACAGGAGUAAACACGGUCCCACAAAUUACAUUCCUGAGCAGUUCCUGGAUGAUUUCAUUGACCUGGUUGUGUGGGGCCAUGAACACGAGUGUUUGAUUACUCCAACUAGAAAUGAGCAGCAGCUGUUCUACGUGACGCAGCCAGGGAGCUCUGUAGCCACCUCCCUGUCGCCUGGAGAGGCCGCCAAGAAGCAUAUAGGACUGCUUAGAGUCAAAGGUCGUAAAAUGAACCUGCAGAAGAUCCCUUUAAAGACAGUCCGUCAGUUCUUCAUCCAGGAUGUCGUGCUGGCUGACUAUGAGGACCUCUUCACACCUGAUACUCCUCAGGUUACAAAGAAGGUGGAGAACCUGUGCUAUGCAAAGGUCUCUGAAAUGUUAGAAGAAGCCGAGAGGGAGAGACUCGGCUGUCCACGCACACCGGAGAAACCUUUAAUUCGACUGAGGGUGGACUACAGUGGAGGCUUUGAAACGUUCAACACCUCUCGCUUCAGUCAGAAGUUUGUGGACCGCGUGGCUAACCCAAAAGAUGUAAUUCACUUCCUCAGAAAGCGUGAGCAAAAGGAGGGCGUCAAAGAUGAGUUCAAUGUCGACUACAGCAAGCUAGUAAAACCAGCUGCUGUUGAGGGACUGAGAGUGGAGGACCUGGUUAAACAGUACUUUGAAGCGGCUGAGCAGAAGGUGCAGCUGUCCCUGCUGACCGAGCAGGGCAUGGGCAAAGCCAUUCAGGAGUUCGUGGACAAAGACGAGAAGGACGCCAUCGAGGAGCUGAUCACCUACCAGUUGGAGAAGACGCAGCGGCAUCUUCAGAGCAGAGGAGUAACCACAGAGCAAGACAUUGAUGCAGAGAUUCAGAAAUUCAGAGACUCCAAGAAGAAUACGACUGAAGAAGAGGACGACAUCAAAGAAGUCAUUAACAGAGCCAGAGCCCACCGGAUGGAGCGAGGUGAUCUCGAUUUGUCUGAUGAGCCCGCAGAUGUUACCAUGGACUCUGACGAGGAGUCAGGGACGCUUCCUGCUCCGACCCGAGGCAGAGGACGAGGAGGCGGUAGAGGGCGAGGAAGUCGGGGCGGGGCUAAGGGUUCUGCUGCAUCAGAAGCAAAGCCAGCCGGUCGGGGUCGGGGUCGAGGUCGUUCCCAGAGAUCAGCACCAGCAUCUCAAACCAGAAACAUAUUUCAGGCUUUUCAGGCUACAUCCCAAAGAUCUCAAAUAGGAGGAUCCACUUCUUCUGCAGCCGAAGAGGUGAUCAUAGAUGACUCGGAUGAAGAUAUACCCGUAAUGAAAGCUACCAGGCCGCCUCCAAGAUCAUCGUCGUCGUCAUCAUCAUCCUUCCCCAAGUACAGUUCUCAGAGCCAGAGUCAGACAUCUCGAGGAGUUGCUUUUGAAGACAGUGAUGAGGAGGACAACCCAUUCAAAGGCCACAGUCGUGGUUCAAGAAGAUAAGCACAUCCAUCAGUUGUGUUUAAUUCAAAGAAUUACUGCAUGUGUUCCUGCAAUGUUCUUCUGUCUUCUUAAAUGAUGACAGUGGUUAAUUCAAUUUUACAACCUAACCUGCAUGGGGUAAAAAUAAUGGAGUGCAUCAGUUUCCGUUAUUGUGGGGUUUGAAGAGUUUGAGCAGAGGAGUUUAGAAAAUGUCAAGUUUGCACCUUCGUUUGCUUUCCAUUCCCUGGAGGGCUCCUGCUGUUGUGAAUCUUUUUUUUUUCACUGCCCUUUCUAAAUAUGGAAAAAUAAAGACUUGUCAUAUAAAAUUACAAACAUCUGUCCAAGAUGUUUAAAAUCACUGCCAAGGUUUUCAUUCCUGAUUUGCAGUUUAUUAUAGUUGACCAGAUAUCCUAAGAAUCAGUUUGACCCCAGAACUAAAGUCAAUUGAAACUUGAAGUAUUUUCAAAUGUUUAGAAACUAAUUCCUUUUACUAGAAAUUAUUAUUUUGUUCAAAUAUUUAUCUCAGUUUAUUAAAAACACCUUACUAAUA
Molecule: messenger RNA, 2710 nt
Organism: Xiphophorus maculatus (southern platyfish)
Lineage: Eukaryota; Metazoa; Chordata; Actinopteri; Cyprinodontiformes; Poeciliidae
Gene: mre11a
Product: MRE11 homolog, double strand break repair nuclease
Exons: 20
Coding region: 88-2181 (697 amino acids)
Biological process (GO): mitotic intra-S DNA damage checkpoint signaling; mitochondrial double-strand break repair via homologous recombination; meiotic DNA double-strand break formation
Cellular component (GO): Mre11 complex; nucleus
Molecular function (GO): 3'-5'-DNA exonuclease activity; DNA endonuclease activity; manganese ion binding
Source: RefSeq, a predicted model, not a curated record